This is a messenger RNA of Suillus paluster, 1588 nucleotides long. RefSeq lists its product as uncharacterized. Lineage: Eukaryota; Fungi; Basidiomycota; Agaricomycetes; Boletales; Suillaceae. The coding region runs from base 149 to 1294 and encodes 381 amino acids. The record is from RefSeq and is a predicted model, not a curated record. The transcript is spliced from 4 exons.
AUUCCAUCACUGCCGAGAUAUUUGUUUUCAUAUGGCCUUCUUUGUUCCAACCUCCAAUGGGACACGGGGAGGCGUCUAUUCCUCCAGGUAUUUAUGUGGAUGAUGGUCUGUAGUUACACUACGCUUUCUCUCACCACGACAUCCUACUAUGGCCACAAGUCACCAAAUGCCUCGCAACCCGACCAGAGUCCCAGAGGACGACAGUCAGGACGAUGCGGCUAUUAUCACGAAGACUACUAUUGGUAUACCAUCAUGUGGAGACAUUCUCUCGACUCCGCCCCGCAUCAAUCGAGUCUUUGGGCUUGUAACGCCCGACUCUCCCUCACAACGCAACUCCUGUCAGUUUGGUUCCACCUCUCCACCUCGCACUCCUACCAGGUCUCGCGGCGUCCCGAAGGACACGAAGUCUCCGACCUUUACCGGAAACCCAUCUGAACGAUCUAGCGGGCCAGGGCUUGUGACGCCCGAUCAUACCCCUCCACGUGAUAGCAAAGCCAGACCCAUACCUAUCCGGCGUAGGGAAGAGACGAAAGACAAAUCGGAGCUGAGCCGCUCUCUUGAAACCACAUCAAAUAUAGUGCUCGAGGUCUUGGAAACUUUUCAACAUCAGGCAGAAGACAUUCCGUAUACAGGAAAGCCUGGGCAAUCAAAGACACUAUGCAGUGGCAUCACCAAGAAGACAUGCACAGAACCAGCCAAAGCCCCUAACCAUCAUGAACAGCAUACCAGUCCUCCUGCCUCUACUUCAUCCGUGGGGGUGAGAGGUCCUCAGCGCCGGCAAUCCAAGGAUACCGCUGCGAAUCCAACGACAGAUGUGAAUUCGAAACUAUGUGGGCAACUCACACGGCUUGGCAAUCCAUGCAAAAUACGACUCAAACCUCCCGCUCAAUACUGUCGUCAUCAUUGGCAACCCGCAAGUCAUAACACUCCUACCUCCCCCACCACACCGAAUACCACUGCAAAGCCAGCGACAGAUGUGAAUUUGAAAUUAUGUGGGCAACUCGCACGGUUUGGCAAUCUACGAGUCGAACCUCCCGCUCAAUACUAUCGUCGUCAUUGGCAAUCCGCAAAUCAUGACACUCCUACCUCCCCCACCACACCGAAUACCACUGCGAAGCCAACGACAGAUGUGAAUUCGAAAUUAUGUGGGCAACUCACACGGCUUGGCAAUCCAUGCAAAAUGCGAGUCAAACUUCCCGCUCAAUACUGUUGUCAUCAUUGGCAACCCGCAAGUCAUAACACUCCUACCUCCCCCACCACACCGAAUACCAUUGCGAACCAACGACAGAUGUGAAUUCGAAAUUAUGUGGGCAACUCACACAGCUUGGCAAUCCAUGCAAAGUGCGAGUCAAACCUCCCGCUCAAUACUGUCAUCAUCAUUAAUCCGCAAGUCAUGGCACCGUCCGGGAAAUAGUCCAAUGUGUGACAUUUGAUGACGAGGGAUUCAAAGUACGGCGACCCGGGCAGGAAGAAGGUUUCCGUCCGCUUUUGUGAUUAUAUACCUGGAUACCUGCAACCCGAUACCCAAAAGAAACUUCGAAACACCAUCAAAAAGGGUCUCGGGGAAAGAGACAGGAAAUCAGGCUAU